Molecule: messenger RNA, 1023 nt
Organism: Orycteropus afer afer
Lineage: Eukaryota; Metazoa; Chordata; Mammalia; Tubulidentata; Orycteropodidae
Source: RefSeq, a predicted model, not a curated record
AUGGCGCACGCCCGGGUCGUGCUUCCCCGGCUGCUUGGCGCGGCGCUGUGCUCGUACUCGGAGGGGCCGCGCCCGCAGCAGACGCGUAAACUUCGGGCCUACAGGGCGGCCCGCGUGCGUCAGGACUUUCGGUCCAGAGAGCUGGCUGUGGGGAAGGAUGGUCCCCGGACCAAGUCUCCUUGGCUGGAUUUUCUCAAGAAAGCGCCCUCGGUGGUGUCUUGGCUGAGUAGCAGGACGUUUCGAAGCUCUUCGGCCUCUACUGUCAGCGAACCUGAGAACCUCAGUGAUUUCAAUGACAAAAUUAUAAAUGAGCCCCUCAAGCACUCUGACUUCUUCAAUGUCAAGGAAUUAUUUUCCAUCAGAAGCCUCUUCGAUGCCCGAGUGCACCUGGGACACAAAGCUGGCUGUCGGCACAGGUUCAUGGAGCCUUACAUCUUUGGGAACCGCCUGGGCCAGGACAUCAUUGACCUGGAGCAGACGGUGGCCCACCUCCAUAUGGCCUUGAACUUCACAGCCCACAUAGCCUAUCGCAAAGGAAUCAUCUUGUUUGUGAGCCGAAACCGGCAGUUCACACACCUGAUUGAGAACACAGCCCGUGACUGUGGCGAGUACGCUCAUACUCGCUACUUCAAGGGCGGCCUGCUCACCAAUGCCCCCUUGCUCUUUGGCCCCAGUGUCCGCCUGCCAGACCUCAUCAUCUUCCUUUAUACACUCAACAACAUUUUUGAGCCCCAUGUUGCUGUGAGAGAUGCAGCCAAGAUGAAUAUCCCCACUGUGGGCAUCGUAGACACCAACUGCAACCCGUGCCUUAUCACAUACCCCAUCCCUGGCAAUGAUGACUCACCUUCAUCCGUCCACCUCUUCUGUAGGCUCUUCCGGACAGUCAUUAACCGGGCCAAGGAAAAGAGGAGGCAGGUUGAGACCCUAUAUCGACUGCAGGGCCUUAAGGCAGCCGAGGGCCCAGGACCCAUGGACCCUCCCUCCCCAGAAACACAAACCAGGAUGGAGUUGUGUCGUUCCUGA